Messenger RNA from Aspergillus welwitschiae, 1352 nucleotides. RefSeq names its product 60S ribosomal protein eL6. The transcript has 3 exons. Gene Ontology annotation, molecular function: structural constituent of ribosome; RNA binding. Gene Ontology annotation, cellular component: ribosome; cytosolic large ribosomal subunit. The record is from RefSeq and is a predicted model, not a curated record. The coding region runs from base 103 to 711 and encodes 202 amino acids. Gene Ontology annotation, biological process: ribosomal large subunit assembly; cytoplasmic translation. NCBI's taxonomy places the organism in Eukaryota, Fungi, Ascomycota, Eurotiomycetes, Eurotiales, Aspergillaceae.
CAAGUAGCAAGUCACACAUCAACUCCAACAACCACCCGCCGUCGACAACCACCACCCUCCCCCUACAUUCUUUUCAGACCACCUUCGUCCCCAGCAGCCAAUAUGUCGGACUCUACUGUUGGCCAGACGAAGCAGUUUGGAAAGGGCCAGAGGACCGUCCCUCACCCGGCCCAGAAGGCCCAGAAAUGGUACCCCGUUGAUGACGAGUCGCAGCCCAAGAAAGUCCGCAAGGCUAUCCGUCCCGCUAAGGUCCGCGAGAGCCUCCAGCCCGGUACCGUUCUGAUCCUCCUCGCCGGCCGCUUCCGUGGAAAGCGUGUCGUUCUCCUCAAGCACCUCGAGCAGGGUGUUCUCCUCGUCACCGGUCCCUUCAAGAUCAACGGUGUUCCCCUCCGCCGUGUCAACGCUCGUUACGUGAUCGCCACCAGCACCCGUAUCGACAUCAGCGGUGUUGACGCCCAGACCAUCGAGAAGGUCUCCGCUGCCGACUACUUCACCAAGGAGAAGAAGGCUGAGAAGAAGACCGAGGAGGCUUUCUUCAAGCAGGGAGAGAAGCCCCAGAAGAAGGUUGUUGCCAGCGCUCGCGCUAGCGACCAGAAGGCCGUUGACCAGUCCAUCCUCGCCUCCGUCAAGAAGGAGGCUUUCCUCGGAAGCUACCUGGCCAGCACCUUCAGCCUCCGCAACGGCGACAAGCCCCACGAGAUGAAGUGGUAGAUGUGUGACGCGGCGGCCGCGGGUUCGGUAGUUAUUGUGGAGGAGUCCUGCGAGGGGCGGCGGCUAGAACCCCCUUUCAAUCUUUUGCAAGCAACUGGUCGAACUCCACAACCGGCACUUGCGAAAGGAAAGGGGGGUCGCAGGAGGAAACAGCUCAUGAAGUAUAUGUAACUCGAUUCGAGCCUCAUGUUUGCUUAGGAUUGCGGUUUUUUUAAUGCCGAGGUUAAAAAAGGAAAGGAAAAACCGGUUGUUAUUUCAUACUUGAUCUCCCUCAAAACUGAACUGUCUUCCUCCAGCAAUUCUGGCCGUUUCACACCCCCUUCUUGCAGUCGAUAACUUUGAGCCGAAAUGAAAAGAAAAAAAGAAGAAUACCAUUUCCAGCUGUUCAAUUUUAUGUUACUACACUCUGUUCACUACGACUAUUCCAAUUUCUUUCAAUAUCAGGUUCGGGCGGAAAAUAUCAAAAGAAUUGGGCAUUUUACUAUAUCAACGAUCCACUACUGUUCCUCCGCGGUAGAUCAAGUUGUAGUUGAUCAUUCUUUACCAUGAUGUAUGAUGGCAUAGUAUUUGUGUGUGUAUCGACUAUCUACUACUUAUCUGCUAUUGGCAAAGACAUUGCCGGGAUUCCGAUUUCGACCCCA